Molecule: messenger RNA, 4252 nt
Organism: Oenanthe melanoleuca
Lineage: Eukaryota; Metazoa; Chordata; Aves; Passeriformes; Muscicapidae
Gene: COL8A1
Product: collagen type VIII alpha 1 chain
Exons: 5
Coding region: 351-2570 (739 amino acids)
Cellular component (GO): basement membrane
Molecular function (GO): protein binding
Source: RefSeq, a predicted model, not a curated record
ACAUAAAAGCCAAGUGCAUGCUACCAGCAGCAGAUCAGAGCACUUUCUCAGUCCUCCACUGUUUUGAGCCAGUGAUCUUCUCUCCUUGGAUCUUGUGUACUCAAGAAAAGAAAAUGCAGAUUGUCAGAAUCCUUCAAAUUUGAUACUCAGCACUGUUAUGAUCUGUUCAUUACUGGAUGUGGAGUCUGGAUAUCAGAAUUGGUAUAGUGAAGUACUCUCCUAUUAAGCUGAGGACCAACCCAAAAUCAACAAAAAAACACCAGGCCAAACACAAUCAGGAAAUCUGUGUCUCUUAGAGUAAAAAGCAACCAACCUGUCCAUCUUCUGCCCUGUCCCAAAACCUCAAUGUGAUGGUCAUGCUGCUCUUCCCUGUGCAGCUGCUGGCAGUAGCUGCCACUGUUUACCUAGAACUGGUGAGGUCUGCUCAAGGUGGUGCCUACUAUGGGAUCAAGCAGCUGCCACCUCAGGUGCCCCAGUACCAACCCCUUGGACAACAAGUACCUCACAUGCCACUGGGCAAGGAAGGCAUCCCGAUGCAGCACCUGGGCAAGGAGAUGCCCCACAUGCCCUAUGGGAAGGAGUACCCCCACCUGCCCCAGUACAGGAAGGAGGUCCCGCAGAUGCCCAUGCUUGGCAAGGAUAUGGCUCCCAAGAAAGAGAAAGAAAUUCCCAUGCGCAGUCUGAGGGGUGAGCAAGGCCCCCCGGGCGAGCCUGGACCAAGAGGGCCACCAGGGCCACCAGGAUUGCCAGGUCAUGGUGUACCAGGAGCCAAAGGAAAACCAGGCCCACAAGGAUACCCAGGAAUUGGAAAGCCGGGUUUGCCGGGGAUGCCAGGAAAACCAGGGGUCAUGGGGCCCCCAGGGCCAAGAGGGGAGAUGGGGCCGAAGGGGGAGAUCGGGCCCAUGGGGAUCCCUGGGCCGCAAGGGCCGCCAGGGCCUCACGGGCUUCCCGGCAUCGGGAAAGCAGGAGCUCCGGGGCUGCAGGGGCAACCGGGGCCAAAGGGCGAGCCUGGCAUGAAGGGGCCACCAGGAAUCCCUGGGAUCCCAGGGCCCAAAGGGGAGAAGGGGGUCGGCAUCCCGGGUUUGCCGGGUCUGAAGGGUCCACCCGGGCUGCCUGGUCCCCCCGGCCCCGUGGGGCUGCCGGGGGUCGGCAAACCAGGCAUGGUUGGCUUCCCCGGCCCGCAGGGACCCCUGGGCAAACCCGGACCCCCGGGAGAGUUAGGGCUGCAGGGGCCUCCAGGGGCCCCAGGGAUCCAGGGCCCUCCCGGCCCGCCCGGCAUCGGCAAACCAGGCCAGGACGGCAUGCCUGGCCAGCCCGGCUUCCCGGGCGGCAAAGGGGAGCAGGGGCUGCCGGGCCUGCCGGGCCCCCCCGGCCUCCCCGGGGUUGGGAAGCCGGGCUUCCCCGGGCCCAAAGGGGAGCGAGGUGUGGGUGGUCUGCCUGGCCCCAUGGGCCCGAAGGGGGAGAAGGGGCACGCGGGGCCGCCUGGCAUGGGAGGGCCACCGGGAGAGCCCGGCCAGCCGGGGCUGCCGGGCAUCAUGGGCCCCCCGGGGGCCGCCGGCUUCCCAGGACCUAAAGGGGAGGGGGGUGCCGUAGGGCCACCGGGACCAGUCGGCCCCAAGGGAGAGCCCGGCCUGCAGGGUUUUCCAGGAAAGCCAGGCUUUCCUGGGGAAGUGGGUGGCCCUGGGCUGCGGGGGCUGCCGGGCCCCACAGGACCCAAGGGGGAAGCCGGACACAAAGGCUUGCCGGGGCUGCCGGGUGUCCCAGGGCUCGUGGGGCCGAAGGGCGAGCCCGGGCUCCCCGGUGCCCAGGGGCUACAGGGCCCCUCGGGCAUCCCGGGCAUCGCGGGACCCAGCGGUCCCAUCGGCCCCCCCGGGCUGCCAGGGGCCAAGGGCGAGCCGGGCAUGCCCGGCCCCCCCGGCUUCCCUGGGGUAGGCAAACCCGGUGCUGCGGGGCUGCAGGGACCCCCGGGAAAGCCUGGGGCGCUCGGUCCCCCCGGCCAGCCGGGGCUCCAGGGGCCGCCGGGCCCGCCCGGGCCCCCAGGGCCCCCGGUCAUCAUCCCGCCCACCCCGCCAACCGCGGGACAGUACCUGCCGGAGGCGGGGCCGGGCAUAGACGGCGUCAAGCCCCCCUACGGCUACAAGGGCAAGAAAGGCAAGGCCGGCGGCGUCGUCUACGAGAUGCCCGCGUUCACGGCAGAGCUCCUCACGCCCUUCCCCCGCGUCGGGGUGCCCGUCAAGUUCGACAAGCUCCUGUACAACGGCCGGCAGAACUACAACCCCCAGACGGGCAUCUUCACCUGCGAGAUCCCCGGCGUCUACUACUUCGCCUACCACGUGCACUGCAAAGGCGCCAACGUGUGGGUGGCGCUGUACAAGAACAACGAGCCGCUCAUGUACACCUACGACGAGUACAAGAAGGGCUUCCUGGACCAGGCUUCGGGCAGCGCCGUGGUGCAGCUGACGCACGGAGACAAGGUUUACGUUCAGAUGCCAUCCGAGCAGGCGGCAGGACUCUAUGCCGGGCAGUACGUUCAUUCGUCUUUUUCAGGGUAUUUAUUGUAUCCCAUGUAAAACAAAACAGACACACACAACACACACACAAAACACCAAAACCUUUCUCCUCUGCUUCAAACUUUUAUACCACAAAAGAUGCAUUUUAUGACCAUUUUGGACCAUCUUGUACAAAAACAAAAAAAUAAAUACAAACUUUAACAUUAUGCACAGCUAGUUAUAAAAAAAAGGUGUGGUGAUCAUAUCUAAAGAUGCAUAUCAGGUUCAUAAACAGUUGUUUUGCACCCAAGGGGGACAUAUUAGCUGUACAUUAUAUAUUUCUGCAAUGCCAUGCUUACUUAAUUUCAUUCACAGUAAUUCAGUACUAAAGUUCAAAUCAGUGUAUGUCACUCACUCCUGUUGCAUUGAUCAUAGUUAUGAGAUGAAAAACAGUGACUUAAACCAGAGUAGGUCAGUCUCUAAUUAUAUUAAAGAAUUUGAGUGGCUUAAUUGUCUGGGUGGGGGUUUUCUUGGGUUUUUGACAGCAGGUCUGCCUGACAAGCCAAGGUUCUCUUAGCUGGAGACUUUUAUUUCCCUUCUCCUGUAAUAAAAUAAUCCUGCAGGUGUGGUUUUUUUCCUGAACAAUUUAUGAUGGAAGAGGAAUUCUGAUGGCAUGACCAUUCCCCCCUGAGCCUUCUCCAGCAGUCAUUGCACCUAAAAGGUCACCACUGACUCCAGCAGGGACUGGUUUCAUCUCCAAAUGCCACAGCACUUGAAAAGUCUCCAUUUUCUAUUCACACAGCUCAAGUGGAUGAGGUAAAUCUCCCUCAUUUACUUGUGUCACAUCAUUGAGACAUGGCAAUACUUCAGGGUGGCAUAAAUUUGCUUGGAUUUCUGUGCUUGUACAAAAAACCCAUUUGGCUUGUCACAAGACACCUAUUCUGCCACUCAGCAAAUGCUGAAUCAGUUUGCUCUUCAAUGACUAGGGAAAGCAGAAGUAGCUCUGUCUGCUUAACUGAUUUGUUGCUUGAGAUCAACCAGUAACUUUACCGGCAAUACUGAUCACGCAGAUUUAUCCGAGAACUUGGUUCUAUCUAAUAAGCUGAUUUCCAAUCCUUAUUUAUAUGUUACCAGUUGUCAAGGAGAACCUGCAGGCCUCAAUACUUUUCUGUACUUGAGGACAGCGACUUCUGUGCAGGAAGUCUCUGUCUGCUCAUCAAUGGUGCUAAUCUCACCUCAACAAGUGUUCUGUUUCCAAAGGGCAGUAGACCUUGCUGUGGUUCCCUGUACAGUGCUGCACAUCACACACUGCUGCGCUAGUUCAGAGUUAAGUGCUCAUCACUUCUCAAUGUCUUUAGCUACCGCUACUGCUUUUGAUUCAAAAAUGAACUAGAUUUUUUCAUGCAGAACUAAGAUUGGAUUUAACUGGCAUUACCAUUAUUUAAAUGCAGAGUUUAAUGCAGUCUAACAUUGACUAAGGACUCCAGUGAUAUAAUGUGGUGCUUUAUCUCAGAAAUUUUAUGGAACGGUGGCAGGAAUGGACGGACAGUUUACCAGACACUGGUGACUUCAGUAUGUUCCCAGAAUAUAUGAGAUAUGUCAAAAGCAAAUAAUUUUGUAUUUAAAAUUUUUGUACUGAUUUGAAAAAAAUAUCUUAUUAAAUAUCUUUAAAAAUAAAGCUGAAAACCAAUUCUUUCUUCAUUCAGAACUAUCAGAAGGAACAUUCAUCCUGCUGAAUUAAUUUAUCAGACCACAAGGGCUUU